AUGCGAUAUGAUGUAUCAACUCCAGCUGAAACAAAAGAAAGAAAAUUGAAGCGAAGAAAUAUUGGGAAUGUUCUCAACGAACUCGCGAAUAGAAUCGAAAAUGGUGAUCGAGUUUUGGUGAGAAAUAUUUUAAACGAGAUUGAGAAUGAAUAUCUGCUAACGUUAAAUCAAAGUGAAAUUGAGAAUGUUUGCACCAAAUUGCUUGCAUCCUGCAUAAUUUCAAAGAUUGAUUCAAAUUCCAUUAAAAUAUUCCUCAUAAUAACGUCAUUUUUACAAAGAGCCACCGAGGAGCAGCUCAAAAAAUUUCUCCUUAAUCAAUUAAACGAUUCACAAACUAUUGCAAAGUUGUUCGCGAAAUCGGUCCUGACUGGAAGAUUAUUGAAUCUUUUCGGAGAAGCUUUAGACAACAAAAUUAUAAGCGUGAAAUCAGUUCCGGAAUACGCAUUCCUUUCAGCGAAGACGAUUUUAUUUCAAGAUUCGAUUUAUGAAGUCCACAGUCGAACAUGCGCUUUGGAUUUCUUUGUCGCAUAUUCGAUAUCUGAUAAGCGAGAUGACGUCCGAUUAAUUGACUGCGAAAAGCUAUUAUGCCGAACUGUUCUUGAUCGUGAUUAUCGUAUAAGAUUAGCAUGCUUAAAAGGACUUACGAGGUUAAGUAAAGAAGGUCUUCUUCUUCACAAGAGCACAUAUUUCAUCAUUAAGCCGAUGCUAACGGAUACAGAUGCUGAUAUUCGGAUUAUGGCAUUGAAUUUGCUCCUUCAUUUUUCCAAUCGAAAUCCGGUUGAGACAACCGCUGGAAAAGGAACUUUGACAAUUCCGGACGAUGCAUUUUCAGCAGUUUGUGAUGCAAUGAAUGAUAUUGAUACACGAGUACGCAUUGAAGCUGCCCGACUUCUUGGCGAAUUUCACGUUGUUUCUGAUGAGCUUGUUUUCCAAACUCUUGACAAGAAAAUGAUGCGAUCGAAUAAAUCUUCGGAAGUUGUUAAAGUUGAAAAAUCGAUGUUUGCAAUGACCCAGAAAGGACCGUCAGGAACUGAUAAGCGAUGGAGAUUUCUCAAAAAAGCGACAAAUCAGGAUCAAGGUGAAAACACAAGGGGAGGCUGGUCAAGAGGAAAAGAAUUGAAUGCAUCGUGUCCAACGAAAGGAGCCGAAGAAGAGGACGAAGAAGAUGACUCCAUUAUUCCUCAUGGAGCUUGUGGAGCAUUUGUUACAGCGCUUGAAGAUGAAUUCAUGGACGUUCGAAAAGCAGCUGUCUAUUCAUUGGGAAAAUUAGCUUCGUGUCGUCCAUCUUUUGCAAUUUCUGCACUUGAAUAUCUUGCGGAUAUGUUCAACGACGAAAUUGCUGAGGUGCGGCUUGACGCCAUCAACGCGUUGACUCCAUUGAUCGCUCAUGGACAAUUGAAUUCUGAACAGCUCAAUGUUAUUCUUAAAUGUCUUGACGAUGGUAUGGCUGAUGCGCGACAAGCUAUGCGAGAACUGCUCAAACGUGCUCAAUUCGUCGAUGUUCGCUGCGUUGAAUUGUGUGUGAAAGCGUUGACCGAUUGUAUGAAACGGUUUCCGAAGGAUAAAGAACAAGUCUUCACAUGUAUGGCGAGUAUUGGCAGAAAUCAUUCGAUUCAUAUUCAAUCGAUGAUGCGCAAUCUUCUUGGACUUAAUCUAGUGUUUCAGACGCGCGAGCAUUCUCUUGAAGAUGAGAAAUAUCUCUCCAAACUCAUUUUGGUUUUAAAUGCGGCAUCGCAGCAAUCUUCUAUGAUCUACGUGUUUCCCGAAUUCGUCAAACGGCAUUAUCGAUUCUUGCGGACUUCGUCGCCGCAUUUAGUUGCAUCGAUUCGGGUUUUGGAUGAAGAAAAGCACGGAAAAUUGCGGAUUCGAUCUGAAAACACUGGCGAAAAAGCCGAAGAAAUUGUGCUGCAAACGUAUAAUCGAUUGUGCGAAUCGGAAGAAAGCGAAUCGAUUGUGGAUAGAAACACGAUUCGUGAUAAUAUUUACAGCGACGCUUCGGCGAUCAGUACGUACAAUGAGAAUGUGAGCGGAGCAUCGCGACUCAUUUGCUGCCUCAGCGAAAUCAGCGCAUCGAUUGAUAAUCUCGCCGACACCAUCAUGCUUGGCGGCGAACCGGCGAUCGUUCGCGAUCUCGUUAUACAACAACUCGCUGAUAUGCAAUCGGUCGAGUAUCAAUUUUCGGGAAUUUCAUCGGAAACCAUUUCCUAUUUGCUGCACUGCCGAUUGUAUUUGCUGCUGAAUGACGUGGCCGUUUGGAUGAUGCAGACAAUGCCGAGUUUGCACGAAAUUACGACGGUCGUUGCGUCGAUUCUUGAAACUGUCAAAAAACGGAUCAAGAAAUCAAUCACUCUUGAGGCCACUCUUCAAGAAUUCAUAUCGGUUUGCGAACAAUUGAUUCAGCUGAAAGCUGAAGGUGAGGAUUCGAAGAAAAUGAUCACGCCAAGCGGAAUCCUUCAAAUCGCCAAUAAAUACAUGCCGCGAAUGCCCAAAGAGUUUCCGUUGAUUCAAGGAAUCAAUCUCAAAUAUGCGCAGAUCGUCACGCCGCACAAAGAUGUUGCAAUGGAAUCGGCGUUGCGAUUCAUAUCGAAUAUGCCACACGGAAUCGCGUUCGAGGCGAAACUUUAUAAUUUUACGAACGACGAUCUCAAAAAUCUUCGACUAAAAGUACUGUUUCCCGGCGGCAAAUUUAAUGUGAUGAAACCGCGAGAUAAUGAGAUCAAGCGUGAUGACGGAUGCCAUCAAUUGUCGACACAUGUCAAAGUGACAUCGUCAAGCUCCUGGUCGGAAGCCGCCGAAAUCGACAUCGUCAUUGGGUUCAACACCGAAUGCAACGCGUUCGUUCCCGUCUUCGAAUCGCCAUCGUGUUUCACGCAGUCUCACGUACGCGUCAAAAUCCAUCCGGUUUCCCGAUAA
Messenger RNA from Caenorhabditis bovis, 2913 nucleotides. The record is from the annotation of a GenBank genome assembly. NCBI's taxonomy places the organism in Eukaryota, Metazoa, Nematoda, Chromadorea, Rhabditida, Rhabditidae.